GAGAGAGGGAUAGUCAGAAAUGGCUGUGGAGGCAGUGGCUGCUGCUGGAGAAGGAGAGGCACGAAAGAAGAACAGAAUUCAAGUGUCUAACACCAAAAAGCCUUUGUUUUUCUACGUUAAUCUUGCCAAAAGAUACAUUCAACAGCAUGAUGAGGUUGAGCUUUCUGCCUUGGGCAUGGCAAUCACUACUGUUGUCACAAUUGCUGAGAUCUUGAAGAAUAAUGGACUGGCUAUUGAGAAGAGUAAGAAUCUCCAUCUCUUAACGCAAAAAAGGUUUCCAUCCUUGAUGAGAAUGAAUACUUUGAUGCUGAUUUGUUUGUGGGACAAAGCAGAAGUUUUGACAUCUACAGUUGGCAUGAAGGACGAGAACAAAGGACGUGUUGUCCAAAAGGCCAAGGUGGGUUUAGAUUCUUACCAUACAUAUAGUUUGCUUCUGGAUGUGGUAACUUAAUGUACCUUCCUUCUGAUCUCCUUCUUUGUCUUGUUUCUACUUUUCCUUGCUUACUUUUUCAGAUUGAAAUUGUGUUGAGGAAGUCUGAAAAGUUCGACUCACUGAUGAAUGCGACCAAUAUGUC
This is a messenger RNA of Durio zibethinus, 575 nucleotides long. The record is from RefSeq and is a predicted model, not a curated record. Lineage: Eukaryota; Viridiplantae; Streptophyta; Magnoliopsida; Malvales; Malvaceae.